Molecule: messenger RNA, 1821 nt
Organism: Naegleria lovaniensis
Lineage: Eukaryota; Heterolobosea; Eutetramitea; Acrasida; Naegleriidae
Exons: 2
Coding region: 1-1821 (606 amino acids)
Biological process (GO): positive regulation of proteasomal ubiquitin-dependent protein catabolic process; protein polyubiquitination; ubiquitin-dependent protein catabolic process
Cellular component (GO): cytoplasm; ubiquitin ligase complex
Molecular function (GO): ubiquitin protein ligase activity; ubiquitin conjugating enzyme binding; zinc ion binding
Source: RefSeq, a predicted model, not a curated record
AUGUCUCAUCGUAAAGAACGUAUUCGGGAAAUGGUCUUGUCGUUGAAUGCCAUGUUUCCCGAAGUGAAUUUACAAGUCUUGCAUCAAGCAGUGAUUGAGAGUGAUCUUGAUGAGAGUUUGGCAAUUGAAAAGGUCUUAUUGUAUUGUGAUUCUCAGAAUAUAGAAGUGUUGGAUGAGAAUGCGGCAGAGUCUUUGGUGGAUCAUGAAGAAAGCAAGGAAUUGUCGGAACAUGAUGAGGAAGAAGAGGAAUGUUAUGAUGAUCAAGAUCUCGAGGAAGAACAAGUCUAUGAUGAAGAAAUGAUUUAUGAAGAAGAUUUUGGAGAUGAUUCUGCGUUUGUAGUUGAAGAGCCAACAAGGACUGAAAAGGAAGAAAAAGCUCCAAAGCAGUACUUUAAAAUUCUUGGAUUUAAAGAAUUGUUACAAGAUCAAGAAGUUGAAGUGAAACAAGUGGCGGAAACGAUUCAACUGAAAAGUACAAUUUUUGUGGAAGUAUUGUUGAAACAUUAUCGAUGGAAUUCAGAAAAAUUAAUUAGAGAUUAUGGUGAAUAUGGAAUGAGCUACUUGCUUGAAAAAUGUGGAUUGAGCAAUGAUGUGAGUGGAGAUCAGAAUCAAAUUGGCAUGUGUGAUGCAUGUUAUUCAGAUGAUGUCAAGUUAUUCUCUUACGAUAUGUGCGGUCACACCUUUUGUUAUAAUUGUUGGAAGGAUUACAUUUCCACUUUUGUAACAGAAAAUUCCUUUAAUCAUUUAAAUAUCAAGUGUAUGGCGUAUGGUUGUAAAUCCGUAUUGACUGAAACCUACAUGAUGUCUUUCUUGGAUCAAGGCAAGGAUGCAGAGCUGAUCAAUCGAUUUUACAAGGCCAAAGUGGAUUCCUAUGUUGCAGAUCACUUUCGUUUGAAGUGGUGUCCGAAUCCAAAAUGCGGACGUGUCAUCAAGAAGCUCUGUGACGAGAAUUUAUUCUAUGUACAAUGUAAAUGUGGAGAAGAGUGUUGCUUCCACUGUGACAAGGAGCCACAUUUUCCUUGCCCUUGCAGUGUAUAUGCCAAGUUUAUUGAUGAUGUUAAGAAUGAGACAGCAUCUAUGCAACUGAUCAAAAAGAGUUGUCAGCAGUGUCCCAAAUGCAAAACUUAUGUUUUUAAGAAUGUAGGAUGCGAUCACAUUAACUGUGUAUGCGGUAACGAAUUUUGCUAUCGAUGUGGAGGUGACUUUACAGGGUAUAGACAUGAUUAUGAAGAAUGUAUGAAACAUGAUAUUAAGAAUGUGGACCUGGAUCACGUUGAAUUUGAAUUUUCUAUUGUCGAAACCUUAUACCAUAAAAUUUCUCAACUAUGGAAAAAGCAUCGAGAUUGGUUGGAUGAGCAAAAGACAUCACAACAUUAUCAACUCUUAAUUGAUAACACAAGGAUUCACACCGAGUAUACGAUUUUCUCUGACGACGACUUUAAAUUCUUAAACUCAACGUUAAAGACUGUAAUUCGUUCCAGAAGAUUAUUGCGCUCCUGCUACGUUUAUGCAUUCAUGUAUUUUGGUUUUGACAAGGUAAAGCUCGAGAAAAAGGCACUUGGUCAAUUUAGGAAUGACUUUAAAAAAGAAGUUGCAGCCUUAGAAACAUAUGGAUUGUUGUUUGAUUCUCAUUUACAACGAUUGGAAACAUUUGUCUCUCAAUUAUUGGUGAAUCUUGACCUCACACUUAACACCAAGCAGAGAGAUAAGGCAAUUUUCUUAGAAAUGACAAACAAGACAAAUCUUGUCACCAAAGAACAACAAAACAUUGUCGACUUUAUUAACAAUAGAAUGCUCAUGAAAGAAAUUUCGUAUGAAUAA